Messenger RNA from Austrofundulus limnaeus, 2261 nucleotides. Its product is annotated as zinc finger BED domain-containing protein 1. Gene Ontology annotation, molecular function: protein dimerization activity; DNA binding. NCBI's taxonomy places the organism in Eukaryota, Metazoa, Chordata, Actinopteri, Cyprinodontiformes, Rivulidae. The record is from RefSeq and is a predicted model, not a curated record.
GAAAUAAUAAAAACAAAUCCAUUGAUUUCGUUAAAAUCGCGAAAUUUAUGUACAAUUUCAAUUCAACUUUAAAAAUAACGUUUUUGCCUGAGUCACAUUCCUUUCAGAUAGCCGUAAGCGUAAUUUUUUGCUGCACAAAAACAUGAAGCGUGGCGCGAAAAGACGGAGCUCCGUGUGGACCUGCUUUGAGCAACUCGGUAAAAACUGGGUUCGCUGCAAGAAAUGCCACACCACUUUAAAAUACUGCGGCGGAGCCACCACCUCCAUGAUGGCUCAUAUGACCAGGCACUUGCCCAUUGAACCGCUGGAGGAGGAGGACGACGACGAGAAGCUCGUGAUUUCUGCAGCACCACGCACCGAGGAGGACAGCUCGUCAGAGGCCGCGCAUGGAGCUAGCGCGUCCCCCAACACAAACACGACCGCCUCCCCGCCACCGGAGCGGGAACAGGGGGAGCGAAAACGCACGAGGCGGAGCUCCGUGUGGGAUAUUUUCAUUAAAGAGGACAACGAGGUUCGCUGCACGAUUUGCGACACCAAACUGAAAUAUAUGAGCAGCACCACCAGCAUGAUGUAUCACAUCAAAAACAAGCACGCGGAAAAAGACGCCACGUCUGGCGACGGCGUGACCACGCACGCAGAGGUGACUGAACUUAUCUGCAGAAUGAUAGAAAAGGACAUGUUUCCCAUCAGCGUGGUGAAUGGGGAUGGUUUUCGGGAGCUGCUAGCACACACUGUGCAUGGUUAUAAAAUGCCAUCUGCUGACGACAUCGCACACAGUAUUGAAUACCAUUAUCAGGAGAAGGCAGAGAAGCUCCUGCUGCAGAUGAGGAAAGUGGAGAAAAUGUCUCUCACUGUAGAUUUCUGGGCAGCCCUGCCAUUUCAAAAGUACAUGACAAUUUCAUGCUCAUUCAUUACCGAGGACUGGCAAGGGAGAUCAGCUGUGGUGCACACACACAAGCUGCCCUCAGAGAACCACAACACAGAGAGCAUUACUGAGCUGCUUCUGAGUACAGCCCACUCCUGGGGCAUCGCAGAGAAAGUUAUAACAUGUGUCCACAACGGUACAGAGAAAAUCUGGGCACAUCAAGCGUGCACCUCUGUCAACAUGAACUUUGUGACGUGCUUCGCCACAACGCUGCAGCGUGCGGUCACUGAUGGGCUGAGUGAGGCCCUCCUCCAGAUCGUCGCUGCUGCGGGGAGACUGGUUCAGCAUUUCACUGACAACAUCCUUGCAAGUGAAGCCCUGGAGCAGAAGCAGAUGCAGAUGUGCCUGCCGCAGCACAAGCUCAUUAAGUCGAGCAGAGCUCGAUGGGACACCAUCUGCGAUAUGUUCGAGCGGCUGCUUGUGCACAGGUGGGCGAUUAAAGCCAUUCUCUCUGACCGCACGGUCACAAGCCGACAGGAAGCUCAGGCUCUUGAGAUCGAAGAUGACUGCUGGCAAAUGAUUGAGAACUUCACACCUGUACUGGCGACGCUGAAGUGGGCAACGACAGUGAUAUCUGCUGAGACGGAGGCGUCGAUUUCAAACAUCUACCCGAUAACGUUCAGCCUCAUUCAGAUACACCUUGUGCCUAAAGAGAAUGAUGUUGAACAAGUCCUGGAGUUCAAGCUGAAGGUUCAGAACUCACUUAGAAAGAACAUGGAUGUCGACUCGUGUGAUUUAGCUUCCAAACCAGCUCUGAUUGCCUCGAUGCUGGACCCCCGCCACAAACACCUCAGCUUCCUGACGCCAGCGGGGAGGCUGACUGCAAAGGUUAAACUGCAUGAACUGGUUUCAAAAUUAGAAACAGCCAUUACUGCCAGUCUCCCAAAAGAUGAACAGCAGGAGAUCCCAGUCACACCUGACAUUAGCCAGAUGGCCCAACUCUCAAAAACAAGAAGCAACACCAAAAACACAAUGGCAAUGCUUCUUGGGAGCAACUACAGCUCCUCUUACGCCACCGACUCUGAGGCCCAGGUGGAUUACUACUUGAGGGACAUUGCUCCCUCACUAGACAUAAAUCCUCUUGACUGGUGGAGGGUAAACGGACCAAGAUUUCCCAAAGUGGCAACUCUGGCAAAACAUUAUUUGUGCAUACCUGGCAUUUCACUGCCACCUUUAUUGUCAGAAGCUGGAGAAACCUUUGCGACAAAUCGCACAAGGCUGAGUCCAGAACAUGUCAACAUGAUAAUCUUUGUGAACAGAAAUACAUGAUUUGCAAUACUUACCGUACUGUUCCUAAAGCAAAAAUAAUAAUUAUAUAUAUAUAUAUAUAUAUAUA